AUGAAGGCGGGAGUCACCGCGACAACCUUCUUGGAGGAGCUCCAAAAAGCCUUUGGGGAUUCUAACGCAGAACAAGUUGCCGCUGCCCGACUCAUGGCCCUUCGCCAGGGGAGACGGUCCUUCGCGGACUACAUCUCUGACUUCGAAAUGCUGGCUGCGGACGCGGGAUACAACGUGGUCACCUCAACCAAUGACAAGGGCGAGUACAAGAAGGGGGAUCAGGACAACAUCCUCAUCGAGUUCCUCGAGCGUGGACUCAGCAGCGAAAUUGCAAGCCGCCUCUACAACACCGGUGUCCCCCUGCCCAAGGCAUAUGGUGCCUUCAAGAACUGGUGCGUCAACAUCGAGGCCAAUGCCUUGCGCGAUCAGCUGCGUAAGGCAUCCUAUGCGCACUCAACUCCGCGGCCCCCACCCCAAUUCCGCCCUCAGGCUGCACCAUCAGCACCUGCACCCGCUCCGGCCCGACCAGCGGCCAACAAGCCGGUUCCAAUGGAGAUCGAUUGCACCCACGCCUGUGGCCGCAAUAUCAUCUGCUACAACUGUCAGCAGCCUGGGCACAUUGCGCGGAACUGCCCUGAGCCCAAGAAGAAGCGCACGUUCUUCAAUCGGGCCACAAUGCUAGAAGAAAUCGAGAACGGGGACAAGGACAACGAGUUCCUCAAGGAGAUCGCCGAGAAGCUGCGCGAGAAGGGUUUUUGA
Molecule: messenger RNA, 699 nt
Organism: Mycena citricolor
Lineage: Eukaryota; Fungi; Basidiomycota; Agaricomycetes; Agaricales; Mycenaceae
Source: the annotation of a GenBank genome assembly